UUUAUGAACGUUUGUGUAAAUUUACAUUUUGCAUUGUAAACGAUAAAUAGAGACUAAGACUGGGGAUAUUUGUUGAAAUAAUGUCUUGUGGCCGGUAAUCUCUUACAAAGAACGUGUGGAAACUACGAAAUUUCAUCAUAUUACGUGAUUAUUAAAAACUUACAGUAAAUAUGGCCCACCAACUGUUUUAUUCGACAAGUAAAUUAGAAAGAUUUGUUUUGAGCUCCGUUUACAAAAAUGCUAAUAUAUUUCAGUUAAGAAGAUAUUUAUCAUUAAUAAGAAAUGGCAAUGAAACAAGUACAAUGGAGCACAUACGAAAUCAAUGGAGAUUACUGUGUAAUGAGCCACCAAAAGGAUUUGAAAAAUUUUAUAAACAAAAAAAAGUUUCUAGUAAAACAACUGAAAAAGUUGCUGAAAAAGUCAAAAAAGCAUCAUCCAAAGAAACUUCAGAAUCACAAUCAUCUAGAAUGCAUUCUCAAAAAUCCUCUAUGCAUUCUUCGAUUCCUGAUAAACGUGGACUUUUUUGGGAUUUUAAAUGGAAUGGAGGGAAUAAGUCAUUUGGAGAAAAAAAGAACGAGAAACUAUUUUUUAUUGGAAUAACAUUAAUGGGAUUACUUUAUUUAUACUUGCAACAAUUAGCAAAUCAAGCAACUGAAAUUACAUGGAAAGAAUUUAUAACAAAAUAUUUAGAUAAAGGAAUAGUAGACAAAGUAGAAGUUGUCAAUAAACAAUGGGUUCGUGUAAAGUUAUUGCCUGGAAAUUUCGUGAAUGGAAAAGAUAUUUUGUGGUUUAAUAUUGGAAGUGUUGAAACUUUUGAAAGAAAUUUAGAAAAUGCACAAAUUGAAUUAAAUGUAGAACCACAAAAUUAUAUUUUAGUGCAUUAUAAGGAUGAAGUAGAAUUACACCAUAUUUUAAAGCUUUUACCACAAUUGUUCAUGUAUGGACUUUUAUUUUAUGUAUUCCGUAAAUCAGCAGAAUCAUUUGGUAAAGGAAGAAAAGGUGGACUUUUUGGUGCAUUAAUGGAAUCAACUGCAAAAUUGAUUAAUUCCAAAGAUAUUGGUGUUCGAUUUAAGGAUGUUGCUGGAUGUGAAGAAGCUAAGAUUGAAAUUAUGGAAUUUGUAAAUUUUUUAAAAAAUCCACAACAAUAUAUGGAACUUGGUGCUAAAAUUCCUAAAGGUGCAAUGUUGACAGGUCCACCUGGAACUGGUAAAACAUUAUUAGCUAAGGCUACAGCUGGUGAAGCAAAUGUACCUUUUAUUAGUGUAUCAGGCUCAGAAUUUUUGGAAAUGUUUGUUGGUGUUGGUCCAUCAAGAGUUCGAGAUAUGUUUGCAUUGGCACGGAAACAUGCUCCAUGUAUAUUAUUUAUUGAUGAAAUCGAUGCCGUUGGAAGAAAAAGAGGAGGCAAAAAUUUCGGUGGCCAUUCAGAACAAGAAAAUACACUUAAUCAACUUUUAGUUGAAAUGGAUGGUUUCAAUACAACUACUAAUGUAGUUGUGUUAGCAGCAACUAAUAGAAUUGAUAUUUUAGAUAAAGCUUUAUUACGACCUGGAAGAUUUGAUAGACAAAUUUAUGUUCCUGCUCCAGACAUUAAAGGUCGAGCUUCUAUUUUUAAAGUACAUUUAAAACCUUUAAAAAUCACAUUAGAUAAAGAUCAUUUAGCUAGAAAAAUGGCUUCCUUAACACCUGGAUUUACAGGAGCUGAUAUUGCUAAUGUUUGUAAUGAAGCGGCUUUAAUAGCAGCAAGAGAUUUAAAUGAUAAUAUACAUUUAAAACAUUUUGAACAGGCUAUUGAAAGAGUUAUAGCUGGCAUGGAAAAAAAGACAAAUGUUUUACAACCGGAAGAAAAGAAAACGGUUGCAUAUCAUGAAGCUGGUCAUGCAGUAGCAGGUUGGUUUUUGGAAUACGCAGAUCCACUUCUAAAGGUUUCUAUAAUUCCUCGUGGAAAAGGUUUAGGUUACGCACAGUAUUUACCUCAUGAACAGUAUCUUUAUACAAAGGAACAAUUGUUUGAUAGAAUGUGUAUGGCACUCGGUGGACGAGUGUCAGAAGAAAUCUUUUUCGGUCGUAUUACUACAGGAGCGCAAGAUGAUUUACAAAAAGUAACUUCAAAUGCAUAUGCUCAAGUUAUUCAAUAUGGUAUGAACGAAAAAGUUGGCAAUGUUAGUUUUCAAAUGCCACAACAAGGUGAAAUGACUUUCGAUAAACCAUAUUCGGAACAUACGGCCCAACUUAUCGAUAAUGAAGUACGUGAGUUAAUCGAACAAGCGCAUACUCACACACGCAAUUUACUUAUGCAACAUAAGGAAGAUGUAUCUAAGGUGGCUGAACGAUUAUUAAAACAAGAAAUUUUGAGUAGAGAAGAUAUGAUAGAAUUACUAGGUCCUAGACCCUUCCCUGAAAAGUCAACUUAUGAACAAUUCGUGGAAGGUACAGGAUCAUUCGAAGAAGACACGACUUUACCAAAAGGUUUACAAGAAUGGAACAAAUCGAGGGAGAGUGAGAAAAAAGGUGAAAGAACAGAUUCUCCACCAGAAACAGUUUCGGGAUUGAGUUCUCAAAAUCAACCACAACAGCGAUUAUAAACCAUACCAUUAUGGGUUAUAGCCUGUUAAGUACUUUGUAUUAUAGUUUGAAAUACAUAAUUGUAAUAAGUAGUGAUAUAUGAGUAUGCACUCCAUAGCAUUCAUUAACGAUAACAUUAUAAUUUGCAAUAUAUAUAAAGCUUCUAAGUACCAAUGAAAUUAAGUACUAUUUUACAAAAAAAUUUUCUAUAUCGAUCUAAUAUUCCUUGUCUUUAAUAUAAAGAUUAUUUACUACAUGACAAAGUAUUUUUUGGUAACAAAAACUAAUUUGUGUAAAAAAAAAAAAUGCAUAAUAAUGGACAUAAAUUAUUAAACAGAUCUUCUUAUAAUAGUAUAUAAUUUUCUCAUAGUAAUAUAAAACGACGUUGAUUUCGGGACGCAAAGUGAUAGUAUAACAAGGGUCAUGUAAUUUUUAUUGUCUUUUUUAAGACGAAA
This is a messenger RNA of Apis mellifera (honey bee), 3017 nucleotides long. RefSeq names its product AFG3-like protein 2 (gene Afg3l2). The transcript has 13 exons. Gene Ontology annotation, biological process: protein-containing complex assembly; mitochondrial protein processing. The record is from RefSeq and is a predicted model, not a curated record. The coding region runs from base 171 to 2582 and encodes 803 amino acids. Gene Ontology annotation, cellular component: membrane; m-AAA complex. Gene Ontology annotation, molecular function: zinc ion binding; ATP-dependent peptidase activity; ATP hydrolysis activity. NCBI's taxonomy places the organism in Eukaryota, Metazoa, Arthropoda, Insecta, Hymenoptera, Apidae.